GCGCCGGCCUGUCAGAGCCGCAGCAGAGGAGGAGCAGUGACAGCAGCCCACCCCGGGAAACUCUCUAGGAUUUGCCAUCACAGAAGGAGACAUCUAUCAAAUCAUCCUGAUCAUCAUUUUAGGUUCUUCUCCGCUCUUCUGAUGACAAUGCUAUUUUUUGUCAUCCAACACAAGUGAAGAAAAGCUUCCGUCAGCUCGAAACAAAACAAAAACCUUGAAUUUCUAUCAUUUGAACACAACUGUAACAAUCUUCGACAAUCUCAACACUCAAACAUGUCCAAGGACGACGCCUGUAAAGUGUCAUCUGCCAGCAAACACAAGGAACGAAAACCCAAGAAGCCUCACUACAUUCCACGGCCAUGGGGCAAACCUUACAACUACAAAUGCUUCCAGUGUCCCUUCACCUGCAUGGAGAAGUCCCACCUGUACAACCACAUGAAGUACAGUCUGUGUAAGAACUCCCUGUCUCUGCUCAUAGAGUCAGACUGGCCCUAUAAGAAGGGGAACAUCCUGCACCCGGACCAGCUGAGACCCUUUCAGCAGACGCAUGGGCUCCACAAUACUAGCAAAGAUGAACUCGAGGUGACCCGGGCUGAAGAAAGACAGAGGCAGCGAAGGACCCUCGAGGAAGAAGGAGAGGACAAAGACAGCCAGGGACCAGAAGAAGAGGAAGAGGGAGGACAGGUAGAGGUUUCAGAGGUCACAGGGUUGACUAAAGAGGGCUCUGCUAACAACAGCAACAGAGGAGAUGCUUCUGACCCCAAGAAAUCCAAACCACCAGACUCUGACCUUCUCAUGGCUGAUAUGCUCUCCCUUGAAGACCAGCUUUUACGGGCGCGCUCAGUGGAAGUAGAAGCCCAGCUGAAGCACUACAAACUAUCCAAGACAUGUCUAACGGCCCCUGGCCUACUGUCAGAACAGUGGCGACUGCUAGCAUCCAGCCACACCAAAGCUAAAGCCGAACCCAGAGUGAGUAGCUCAAUCCCUUGUUACCCCCCUCCGCCAAACCUGGUGGACUACCAAGACCCCACUGGACUCAACCUGUCAGUGCUCGGGGUGGGAUAUCCCAUCAGCCCUGGCCUCUUCUCAUACAUGAACUCAGCUCUUCCCACAGCUACCUCCGGUGUCACCGCCCAGACCCACGCUCAGCUCGCCCAGCUUCCCUUCCUGGCUUCGGCCGCUCAGUUGAUGCACCCGGCCUCCAGCGCACACACUCACAACGACAGAGCCCUCAUCCCCCCUCGGUUUUAUUACCCCUUCCUGUGUGAGCACACUUUUGGAGCAGCCUCCGGUCAGAGCGAUGCCAGUAAAGCGCUCAAGACAUCCACAAAUAGUGUCGAAGCAAACCCCUUGUCAGGUUUCCAGCCUAAAGUAAGUCUGUGGAAAGUGCCUGCUCUCCGACCGGGGACCACCGCGGUCCCCUCUGCCGGCUGGGUGUCACCUCAGAGGGACUCCCCCGACCAAAGCUACAGGCUACAGAGUGAUAAAAUACAAGCUGGAACCAAGGAGGGUAAAGCAAACUGGGGUCUCAAGAGGACAGGGGCUCCGGUGGGAAACCAUGAGGCACCUGUGGAGAAGAAGCCAAACAUGGGCUUUACUUUGGACCUUCUGAAGAACAUUCAGACAGGGUCGAGUCUUAAUGUGACGGCAGACAAACUCCUUUUUCAUAACAGUUUACAGGACGCUCAGCUUCAGACUCAACCUGCUGAAUUAUGGUACAACGAUGCUCUCACCAGUCCCAACAGCGAAACCUCCUCUCUGUCCACUUGUGGGGGACCCAACAUCCAGGACUCAGCUGCUUUGCGUACAGUGGGGGAGGGAGCGUCAGAGUCAGUUGCCACCCUCCUCGGUGACCUCUCCAAGGCGUUGCAGGACUACCAGGAGGCCGAACGCAAAAUCUCCCACCUAGAGAAGGAGGACCUCCCUGCCCAGCGCCACCUCUGGGAACACCUGAGCAAAAUCCGCAGCGAACUGUCCCACAUCCACCAAGCCCUAGAGCGGACAGCGCGCCAAAGUGACGGACCUCUGGAUCUCUCAGUCAAGAGGGACCAGAAUGAUUCGGCUGCUCAUGUUGACCAGGGCCUGAGAGAAGACGGCAGCUUCAGAGACACCACCACGGAGACGGAGGAGGAGGACGAGGAGCUGGAGGAGAAAAAGGACGACGAGGACGAUGAGAGUGAGAGAAAGGCGAUGAAGGCUUCGCUGGAGAGUCGGAAGCAGUCUUUGGACAUGCUGAUCAAGAUUAGUCAGGCAGGUGCGUCGGUGGUAAAUACAGAGGUCCUCACUCCUGGUGGUCUGUCCAUCAGAACCAGUCCAGCUGAAGCUCUGUGGCCCAGCAGAACCACCAAGUGUGAGGCCGACUCCAGCGUCCUCCUCUGCCCCGACGGCCGGUCAGUGGUGUUCACCGACAUCCCCUCCUCUGCCAAAACUCAGAAGAGACCCCCUUCUAUCCAGCGACUGGAAGCCCAGUGCCCUACCAGUCCUUUAACAGCUACAGACAAUUAAAGCUGUUUCCCUUCGUCUGUUUGUCCAUAAUACAGUUACAUUCACACAGUGGUUUAAUGCAGUUGUCUUUAUUAUUAUUGGCAUGCCUUUGAAUUUCACUGGCCGGAAGAGGACUGUCUCAUAGGACUCUUAUUCUUACACAAAUCUGAGACGUAGCACCUUAUUAAACAAGCUAAGAAUGAAUGAUAAAAUAUUUGAACGAGUGGAUUAUUACUGCACUAUGGACAUUGAUUGUUAUACAAUGAAAUCCUCCUAAGAACAAGUUGAAAAUGUAACAUCAGCUCUUAGCAUCAGUUUCCAUUAAAAGAAUAAAUAUAAUAAAACCAAUAAAGACAUGCUGAGAGACAAUCUUUUAAAUGUAUUUGUAUAUAUUGUAAUUGUUUGGAAUAAAUGUAAGUAAAAUGGUUUUAUAUGGA
This is a messenger RNA of Sphaeramia orbicularis (orbiculate cardinalfish), 2921 nucleotides long. RefSeq names its product proline rich 35 (gene prr35). The coding region runs from base 274 to 2505 and encodes 743 amino acids. Lineage: Eukaryota; Metazoa; Chordata; Actinopteri; Kurtiformes; Apogonidae. The record is from RefSeq and is a predicted model, not a curated record. The transcript has 4 exons.